UCAGCCCCCACCUAAUCUCCUCUCCUCCCCAAAUAUAUUUUUCCCAUCUAUCCAAAGUCAGCGCCUCCUACUUUCUAAGCACCCAUCACCAAACCAUACAGUCUAAGCAACAAUUAUAUAUUUGAUCACCCUUUUAAAUCAUACUUUCUAUUUACUCUUAACUUUUUUAAGUAAGUUUUAUUUUAUUUUUAAAUAUGAUGAUGGGAGAAUUGGAAAUGAAUGAUUGUUGGUCUUUAAUAGCCGUUGUGAAAGAAUGUGCUAGAAAAGCUCAACUUAGAGCUCAACUUACCAAUAUUGACGGUAUUCCACCAGCAAUCAUAGACUCUAUUACCCCUCAAAAAUCCAAUUCUCUCGAAAAUGAUUCUCCAAAAAUAUUUUUGGGUGAAUUUAUUUCGGAUAUUAAAUCUAAGAGUAAUGAUAUGUUAUCAUCGAUAGUAAGAGUGGCAGAAAUUUCUGCCACUCCUAGUGCUGAUUGUAACAAUGACAUAUUGAAAAACGAGUUUAAAGAUACAUAUAAAUCUUUUUUAGUCUCUAAUAAUAAUCCUAAUUCUGUUAUUUGUUAUACCAAUAAAAUUCCCAUGGUUGAUCCAAGUGAAUUGGGUUGUAAUUUAUUAGUUCAUCAACAAAAUUCUCAACAAGCUCAGCAAAGAAAUGUUCAGAAGCAAGAGUCCUCUGCUCUUGGCGUGGGUCAACCCUACACCCAUAAGAAAAAGAAGUUUGAGGAUAGAAGGGUUGUGAGAUUUACAUUAGAAGAUCUAGCAACAAAUGAUAAAUGGGCAUGGCGUAAAUAUGGCCAAAAACCCAUCAAAGGCUCCCCUUAUCCAAGGAACUACUAUAGAUGUAGUAGCAUGAAAGGAUGCAAAGCAAGAAAACAAGUGGAACGGAGCCCCGUAGACCCGCAUAUCUACAUAGUUACCUACACUAGCUACCAUUUUCACUCCUGCCCACCACUUCGCCAUACCAAUGGGUCCCGCCUCAAAUUUACCGGGUCUAACCCAAUUCCACCACCCGAGAUAAAUUCCCCUAGCACCGGUACCAUACCCGAUCCAAGUACUCCUGGGUACGGAUCCGGAUCCGGGUCCGGUCUAAGUGGUAGUAACGUGGUGAAUGUUACGGAAGAAGAUCUGCUUGAUGCUAAAGAAGAUGAUUAUAGUGGUGCCCAUGAUGAGAGUUUUGGUAGUGGAGUAGUGGAUGAAGAUAAAAAUGAUUAUGAUAUUUUGAUUCCAAAUGCGAUGGCGGAUUCGGAUCUUUUGACGGGUAUGGAUCACCUAAGAAGGGAUAACUUGAAUAGUAAUACUAGUGCAAAUUACUUAGUUAGCCAUGAUAAGAUGGAAGUAAAUAAUGGAGGAUAUGACCCGAGUCUAAAUAUGGAAGUCCAUGUAAAUGAAAAUGAAUCCGGGUAUGGUAUUGGGAUCGGCAAAAAAUAUGCUUCUGCUCCAAUAACAUCGGCGGGGGCGCUUGACCCGGCGAAUAGUAUGGGCCAGAACAUUUGGGAUAAUGGGAUGAUCAGGACUCGAGGUUUCUUUUUUUAGUCAUCCUCUAGCUACUUGGUAGCAUGACCUUACUAAAGAAAGCAUUAUUUAAUAAUACAUCUUUCGUUUUAAUAUACUUAUAAUGACAGUGACAUUUUCUCAUAUUUAAUAUCAUAAACAAUUGCAAGUAUUUUAAAACGGAGAUAAUAGUAGUAUAUGUAGUAUCCUAAAACUAGUGAGAGAUAAAAUAAAAAAGAAAAUUAAAGAAAAAUUAUAUGGUGCAUGUUUUUAAAUAGAUGUUAAUUUCAAAGUUUUUUAUCAAACAUUCUUAAAUUUUGAAGU
Amaranthus tricolor (Joseph's coat) is the source of this 1814-nucleotide messenger RNA. RefSeq names its product probable WRKY transcription factor 35. Bases 195 to 1532 code for a protein of 445 amino acids. Gene Ontology annotation, biological process: regulation of DNA-templated transcription. Lineage: Eukaryota; Viridiplantae; Streptophyta; Magnoliopsida; Caryophyllales; Amaranthaceae. The transcript has 3 exons. Gene Ontology annotation, molecular function: transcription cis-regulatory region binding; DNA-binding transcription factor activity. Gene Ontology annotation, cellular component: nucleus. The record is from RefSeq and is a predicted model, not a curated record.